Messenger RNA from Durio zibethinus, 4563 nucleotides. RefSeq names its product protein SMAX1-LIKE 6-like. The record is from RefSeq and is a predicted model, not a curated record. Gene Ontology annotation, molecular function: ATP hydrolysis activity; ATP binding. Lineage: Eukaryota; Viridiplantae; Streptophyta; Magnoliopsida; Malvales; Malvaceae.
UUUCAAAUUCUAAUAAAUGGAAAUGUCCCCUCAGUAACCUAAAUUAUUUAUCACUAAUAUUUAUCAUACAUUUUCUACUAAAAAAAUACAAUACAAAUUUUUUUUCUAAAUAAAAAAACACUUGAUUUCUAAACGUGAGUAUAAUAAAGAUAAAACAUGAGAGGCCAGGAGUGGCUCACGGCGUCGUGCAGCAGCUUUCAAGCCCAAAAUAUCUUAACUACACAAAUAUUAAAAUAGAAAAUGAAGGUAUAAUUCAUAGAGAUGAGUUGAGAAAUUUCCAAGAAGGAAGAAAGGCGUCUAUGUACUGUGCAUUUUAAAUAUUGGAGUUUUUUCCAUGACUGCGACGGCAGGGAUACAGUUGGUGGAGACUAGAGAAUAGUGUAUUGGAUCGAUGCUCUUUUGUUUUCUUUCUCUCUUUCCUCGAAAGAAAAGCUUGUUUCAAGGCUCAAAGCUCAAAAGAGCGUCGACAGAGACUCCACCGCUCCUUCGUUUGGCCCAUUUGCUGCAGUGGACAACACAUCUCCUUCUCAAAAGUAAACCCAAAUCUAUAAAUAGUAUAUUACUAAAAAAUGAUACAUUUAUGCUGCAACUGGGAUUAGUAAAAGUGAGAGAGAAGAUCUUUCUUUUGAGUGAUAAAGAAUCUAUGCUCACUAUCUGUUUGUUCCUUCUCCCAUUACACAACGCCACACACACGCAAACACCAACAGUCUAAUUACAAAAAAACACAAUUUUUAUUUUGUAGUAAUAGUUGUUUGUUUGUUUUUUUUUUUUUUAAUUUCGAUUUUGAGUUUUCCUCCCUUGAUUGAAAUACAUUUUUAUUAAUUAAAAAUCAAAUAUAUAUAUUUUUGGUUGUUGGCGUCGUGGGUUUUUUUUUUUAUGCUUGCCGGCGAUGCCGACUGCGGUAACCGUAGCUCGGCAAUGCUUAACGGAAGAGGCUGCGCGUGCGUUAGAUGAAGCGGUGGCCGUAGCGGGUCGAAGGAGCCAUGCACAAACGACGUCACUCCACGUGGUGUCGGCGCUGCUUUCCUUCCCGUCGUCCACUCUCCGAGACUCGUGUGCACGCGCACGAAGCAGCGCGUACCCGUCUGGGCUCCAAUUCCGCGCGUUGGAGCUUUGCGUCGGUGUUUCACUCGACCGUUUAUCUUCAUUGAAGACCGUCGAGGACCCUCCGAUAUCCAACUCCUUGAUGGCCGCAAUCAAACGGUCACAAGCCAAUCAACGGCGCCGUCCAGAAAGCUGCUAUUUACAGCAGUUACACAGUAACAAUAAUAAUAACAAUAACGCCAGCGGUUGUUCUCAAACGACGUCUCUGUUGAAGGUCGAGCUUAAAUACUUCGUUUUAUCGAUUCUCGAUGACCCGAUUGUUAGUCGGGUUUUUGGAGAAGCUGGGUUCCGGAGCUGUGACAUAAAGUUAGCUUUAGUUCACCCGCCGGUAACUCAAGUUUCCUCUCGGUUUUCACGUACCCGUUGCCCACCUAUUUUUCUGUCUAACUUGACGGAUACGGUUUCGGGUCGAGUCGGGUUCAAUUUCCCGUUUGCGGGUUAUGAAGAUGGGUUUGAUGAGAAUUGUAGAAGGAUAGGCAAAGUUAUGGUUAAAAAGAGCGGGAAAUGCCCGUUGCUUGUUGGGGUUUGUGCUAUGGAAGCUUUGAGGGGUUUUACAGAGAGUUUUACAAAAGAAAAUUCACCUUUCUUUGACGGUGAUUUGGCUGGGUUGAUUAUGAUUUCGAUUGAAAAGGAGGUUAAUGAGUUUGUUAUUGAAGGAAAUGAGGAAAAUUUUGGGUUUAAGUUGAAGCAAAUGGAAGGCAUUUUGCAGAAAUGUAAUGGGUCUGAAGGAGGAGUGGUUAUAAAUUUUGGGGAUUUAAAUGGGUUGAUUUUGGAUGGGGUUUUAAGCGAUUCUGUUAGCUCUUUGGUUUUGAAAUUAACGGGUUUAAUGGAAGUUUACAGAAGGAAAUUAUGGUUGAUUGGAGCUGUGGCUAGUGUUGAAAUGUAUAGGAAGUUUUCCGAUAAGUUUCCCAAUAUAGAAAAAGAUUGGGAUUUGCAUAUGUUGCCUAUUACUUCUUCCAAGAUUUUUUUUGAUGGGGUUCACUCCAAAUCCAGCUUGAUGGGGUCCUUUGUUCCAUUUGGUGGCUUCUUUCCCACGCCAUCAGAUUUGAGAAGUCCAUUAAAUGGCAGAAACCAAUCUAUCCCUCGAUGUAACCUUUGCAGUGAGAAGUAUGAACAAGAAGUUGCUGCUAUUCUGAAGGUAGGGUCAACAGUUUCAGUUGUUGAUCAGUAUUCAGAAAACUUGCCUUCUUGGUUAUGGAUGGCUGCAGUUAACACAAGCAAGGGAGAGGAUGUGUUAAAGACUGAAGAUGGCGAAACCAUGUUAAAUGCUAAAGUUUUGGCGUUGCAGAAAAAAUGGAAUGAUAUUUGCCAACGUCUCCAUCACACUCCGCCGUUCCCCAACUUAGAUUUUAUCCCGUCCAUGUCCCAAGUCCCACUAGUUGAGGGCCCUCAGUUUGCAACUGAAAAGAAGCAAAGAAGUGCUGAAGAUCCAUCUAUCAAUGAAAAUCGAUUUCCCAAUCAAUGUUCCAGCAGACAAAUGCACAUGCAAAAGAUUUUUCUACCAAGACAUAACCUACCGAUAGAACGAACUUCUGAAGCUCAGAAUAUGAAUUUCCAGUCCAGGUUACUUGAUGAUUCAAGCGUAGCUCAGCAGACAGGUAAGGAUGUGCCCUGGUUUACCUAUCACCCUCAGCAAAAUCUGAGUUCAUGUCAUGGAUGCGCACCAUCCUUUUUUGUUUCUCCCGUUACCACAGAUUUGAAGUUAGGAACAAUAUAUGCAUCAACCAGUCUGGAAUCAAACACUACAAAAUCUCUAGAUUGUAAAGGACAUUUUCAGCGCUUCUCAGGUUCUAUAUCUGCUGAAUUUGAUGCAAAUAGUGAGAAUAGUUCAUAUCAAUUUACUCAAUCUUCGGCAUGCUCUGGUCUUACAUCAGGAGAGCAGUUUGAUCAAGGAGAUUACAAGUCCAUUAGAAAAGUUCUUGCUGAAAGAGUUGGCUGGCAAGAUAAAGCUGUAAAUUCUGUUAGCCAAGCUAUAUCCCAAUUAAGGAGCAGGUAUGGAAGCCGUCAUGGCAUAAAUCAUAAAGGGGAUAUUUGGCUUACUUUCCUUGGUCCUGACAGAGUCGGAAAAAAGAGAAUUGCUUUAGCACUUGCUGAGGUACUAUUUGGCAGCCAGGAAUACUUAAUAUCUGUGGAUUUGAGUUCCCAAGACAAAGCUAACCAGUCAAACUCUAUUUUUGAAUGCCAAGAGUUAAAUGGUUAUGAUUUGAAGUUUAGAGGGAAAACAGUUUCCGACUUUAUUGCUGAGGAGUUGAGAAAGAAACCCCAUUCUGUUGUCUUCCUUGACAAUGUAGAUAAGGCUGAUUAUUUUGUCCGACAUAGUUUGAACCAGGCUAUUAGAACAGGUAAAUUUCCCGAUUCACAUGGGAGAGAAAUCGGCAUCAACAAUAUGGUUCUGAUAACGUCAUCAUCCAUCACAAAAAGUAAUAUAAAUGUUCUCUGUGAGACAAAACUCAUGAAAUUCACUGAGGAAAGAAUACUUGGAGCCAAAAGUUGGCAAAUGCAAAUCAUAGUUGGUUCUAAUUUUGAUGACGUCAGCAGAAGCAACGACACAGGCAUAAGAGUUACCGCAAUAAAAGAAGCUUCCGCUUCUGCGUCUGUCAAUAAAAGAAAGCUGAUAGACACCGUUGAAUCUUACGAGAUGGAAAAAACAGACACACAAGAACGAGUACACAAGGCGUCCAGAUCCUGUCUGGAUUUGAAUCUUCCUGUGGAGGAGACAGAUGAGGGCAUGGGUUUGGGGGACUCUGAAAGUGAGUCUCUCUCUGAGAACUCAGAAGGUUGGAUGGAAGAAAUCUUUAGCCAAGUAUAUAAAAAGAUACUUUUCAGGCCAUUUGAUUUUGAUGGACUUGCCAAUAAAAUUGUAAACGAAGUCAAAUCACAAUUUCACUCGACUGUUGGAUCUGAGGUUCCAUUAGAGAUAGAUCAAGAAGUCAUGGAACAAAUACUCGCGGCUGCCUGGUUAGCAGACAAAAAGGGAGCGGUAGAAGAUUGGCUUGAAGGAGUGCUUGGGAGGAGCUUUACUGAGGCUCGAAAGAAGUACAAUCUCACUCCUCAGUCUGUUGUGAAACUAGUUGCAUGUGAAGGUGUUGCUGUGAACGAACAAGCUCCUGGAAUAUGUCUUCCUGCAAAAAUUAAUCUGAACUGAUUUUUUGAUGCUGUAAUUAAAUAUAUAAUGUAGCUUUUUGUAUCUAAAACCCUUGUAUGCCAAGCAUUCCCGUAAUUCUUUUCGGGUAUUUAUUUUUGUGUUGUAUCAGUAGCAAACAAAGAAUGUAAAGAAGUUCUUCUCCUAAGGGUAACGUGUUACCAUAAUUCAGCUUGCCUGCAUUACUUAGAUUAAUCUGUAAUCUUGCCUGUAUGACUGAGCCCACUAUAAAGUAUAAUCACCUGCCCAUCUGUUUCCCGUUUCAGGCUUCUGAUUCCAGGUGAAUGGGCUUGUCAUAAACCUACAAUAUCACUUCA